GACGAAACGUGAAGCAUUUAAACAAAAUGGUGUCACGUGUGAUGUGUAGUUGGUUAUCGAUUGAUAUUAUUGUUUCAUUGGUCUCACAAUGUGGACUAUUUGGCGCGGCGUAGGCAUAUUUGGGACGCUGUUCGCGCUUUCCUUUUUGAGAAAGUGCUGGGAGUUUUGGAGAUAGAGGAGGAGGGUGAACCAAACCGAGCUGCGUUGACGUGUCCUGGGGGCAGCAUCACUCUCGAAAGUUUGUAUCUGUCAUUUCCCGGACUCUCCGAACCGACCUCCGGCCUGGCUUGUUUACAUUUAUUGGGCCCAAGCGUGUGUCGGUUCUUCGCGGUACACCACGCUCCAGCUUUCCGGGCUGGCGGUAGUCUUCUCGGGCCACCAAAUAGAAUGUUACCCAGCCAGCUUGGGUCGGCACCAUCUGGAAACGGGUCAGCAUUAGGCAGGGGUACCACGGGACACGGUUCGGAGGCUGUCGGUGGCAUUCGCCCCGUCUUAGUCCGAGCAGGGCAACCUUUAGCUGGGGUGAGUGAGAGCGGCGGAACUGCGGGGCGGCAGGGGAACGCUGCAGUCGGGAUGCUGGGGGCAAACGGUCCGGGAGGUUCGAGAGGCGCAAGACCGGGAAACGAAACCGGGGCGAACCCUCUGCAGACAACAGUCCAGGGAGGAAACAUGAUUGCGUUAAACACGGGUGUCGUGUUGCCUCACGGAGCACGAUUCAACCCGGACCGGGAGAGCCACGGAGCUCACCUGUGCAGCGGCUCGGAUAAUGACUCCGACUCCGGGGAUGACGACGACCCAGUGGGGUCACUCGGGGACGGCAGGAGAGGGGUGAAGCGGGAGAGGGGGGAGAUGGAGGCGGCUGCGGCUGGCCACGAGAUGGGGGUGGCUCCCGGAGGAUACGGCAUGGUGGCCGGAGUCGCCGGGGCAAAGCCGGGGAAGAAGACACGUGGGCGGGUAAAGAUCAAGAUGGAGUUUAUUGAUAAUAAGUUGAGACGGUACACGACUUUCAGCAAGAGGAAGACGGGCAUUAUGAAGAAGGCCUAUGAACUCUCCACCCUGACGGGAACCCAGGUUUUGCUACUCGUGGCCAGCGAAACGGGUCACGUGUACACUUUUGCAACCCGAAAGCUCCAGCCCAUGAUCACGAGUGAAACGGGCAAAGCCCUGAUCCAAACGUGCCUCAACUCUCCUGACUCGCCGCCCCGCUCCGACCCCUCCAUGGACCAGCGCAUGAGCGCCAUGGGCUUCGAGGAGACGGAUCUCACCUACCAGGUGUCCGAGUCAGAGACCAUGGGUGACUCUAAGGACACCCUGAAACCGACAUUCACAGUAGCCAGCCUACCGGGCACCACGAGCAGCGCCCAGCCCACGGUACCCACCACCUCCACCACCAUGCAGGCAAGCAGCGGAGCCUCAUUUCCCAUCACCAACUACCUGGCCCCCGUCUCGGCCAGCAGCAAUAUCAGCGCAAACGGAACUGUCCUGAAGACCGCCGGCGCCUCCACGGGCGUAAUGCAGCUGCCCAGCGGCUUCACCUUCAUGCCCGCAGGCACUCCUCUACCCCCCGGCACCCCCACCAUUCCUCUGAGCCAGCUGCAGCAGCACUCCCUGGCCCUCCAGGGGCAGCAUGGUCAGACCCUGGCUGCCGCCCCACAGCCACAGCAGGGACAGCAGGCUGUCUUCCGCUUCCCUGCCGCUGUCUCCCUCACAGGAACAGGAGGUCCACAGCAGCUCCAGGCAAUCCAGGUCCAUCCCAAUGCGCAGUCUACCCCCAACAGUGACAGCAGUCCAGAAAUCUCCCACACCUCCACAAACUCCACCGCAACGGUGAGUCUCCCAGCAACCAUAGUCAGUUCGUCAGUGCCUACGUCUGUGGCGGGUCACAUGAUGUACCCCAGCCCUCACACGGUGAUGUACGCCUCCACGCCCACACUGGGCGAUGGAGGACUGGCCGUGCUCAACGCCUUCUCCCAGGGGACCUCGGCCAUGCAGGUGUCCCACUCGCACAGCCAGGACGCGGGCGCUGUCCCUCAGGUGUUCCUCACUGCACCUCAAGGCACGGUGCACAUCCCCGUCUCAGCGGUGCAGCUACACCCAGUACGGCAAGAGCUGCAUUUUACAAAUGGUGAUUGGCCAGCAGUCGAGCGGCAGCAGCAGUAACCUGACGGAGCUGCAGGUGGUGAACCUGGACGCCGCGCAGAGCUCGAAGAGCGACUGAUCCACGGCAGGAGCUGUUACACUCUGCAGACCCAGGGACUCUCUCUCUCACACACACACACACACACACACACACACACACACCUCCAUCUCUAUUUAUUGUGAUGCCUUCCAACAAAAUUUACCAUCACUCUUCUGAAUGUGACUUUUACAGACAUAGUGACACAACAAAGGGCAAAUGUGUGGCAGAACCGCACACACACACACACACA
Messenger RNA from Nothobranchius furzeri (turquoise killifish), 2429 nucleotides. RefSeq names its product serum response factor. Gene Ontology annotation, molecular function: serum response element binding; DNA-binding transcription factor activity, RNA polymerase II-specific; protein dimerization activity. The record is from RefSeq and is a predicted model, not a curated record. Gene Ontology annotation, biological process: positive regulation of transcription by RNA polymerase II. NCBI's taxonomy places the organism in Eukaryota, Metazoa, Chordata, Actinopteri, Cyprinodontiformes, Nothobranchiidae.